This is a messenger RNA of Scophthalmus maximus (turbot), 1624 nucleotides long. Its product is annotated as putative protein MSS51 homolog, mitochondrial. The transcript has 6 exons. Lineage: Eukaryota; Metazoa; Chordata; Actinopteri; Pleuronectiformes; Scophthalmidae. The record is from RefSeq and is a predicted model, not a curated record. Bases 86 to 1240 code for a protein of 384 amino acids.
CCCGACAGUCUGCCCGGAUAACAGACCGGAGCAGCAGCAGCAGCAGCAGAGGAGAGAAACAGAGGAGCCCGAGUGACACUCACAGAUGACAGAGACCGAGGGAGCUGCUCCGGGGACCAAGGGUCAACCCACGGCCUUCCGGUCCCAGAAGGAGAUGUUUGAGAAAAUGGAGGAAUCCUUUAAACUGUGUGCACAUUGUGAGAAGCGGCCAAAUCAACUUUCAAACCCACAGAACCUGAAGCGUUGUGCUAGAUGUCUACAUGUGUACUACUGCUGUAAAGAUUGUCAGAAGGAGGACUGGUCCAAACACAAGAAGCUUUGCCCACAGCUGCGUCUCGCUGCCAUUGACAGAUUUGUGGAGUGGCUCGUGUUCAAAGGAGAGCUUCCAUUCUCCACAGGCCAAUGGUCAAAGCCCCAGUCCGAGGUCAAAGGUUGGGACGACUGGCUCUCGAUGCAGGGGGACCUCACCGCUCGCCUCGACCCCAUUCUAAAUGGAGCGAACAUGACCGAUGUGUGGACCAGUGCUUCCAGGACACGGCCCGAUGCUGAGGACCUCCAGCAGUCGCUGUGGCGGGUUUGCAGCGAGUUCUUCUCCAGGCCGCUGACCAUUGCCUGGGGGAUGAGGCUUUUUGGCCUCAACCCUUCUUCCAAACCCCUCACCAUUCACGUCGUGGGAGCGGGCCACAGUGAGACGCUGGCAGCCAGACCGACGGACUAUGACGAGCUGAACAAUAUGUUCCCGGGGCACCAGGGAAUCGAGAUCGUCAUGGUGGGUGAGGAGGUGGUGGACGGCCCCGUUGUGAGGCCUCCUCUUAGAGCGUUCGGCCCCAAGACGAGGGUCUACCUCAGCGCCUACAAGGGUCUCUACCACCAGUUCUGGGAGGAGCUGGUGGAGAAAGAGGAAGCAGCUAAGCCAGACCUGGUGGUCGGAUUUCAUCCUGGGUUUGAUGCCAGUCAGGGCCUGGACCAGGGUUGGCUUCCAACACUUCUGCUCCUCAGGGAUUAUGAGAUCCCUUCGCUUUUCACUGCUCUCAGUGAGACGGAGAUGACCUACUCCCUGCAGAUCCUGUUGGAGCUGGAGAUGGACAUGAAGGGGAGCGGAGCCAACCCCUUCGCCUCGCUGAAACCAGAAGUGGUGGGCUCCAGUCCCAACAAGCCUCCCGUCUACUGCAACUCCCACUACUUCUGUUUUCAGGGUCUGCUGGAGACUGAGGAGUUCGAGGAACCAGACGAGGCCUGACGGAGCAAAGUGCUGCAGGGCACGUAUAUGAACAUGUUGCCUUUCACAUCUGGAGCUCAUAUUUUUUUUUUUUGGGGACAAUGAAGCAUUGUUUUCAAAUGCCGGUAUUUUUUUAUUAUCUAAUAAUGUUUUUAAAAGCAUGUUUAAAUAUGUAUUAUUGUAAAAAAAAAAAAAAAAAAAAAAAAGGUUGUACAUUUUACCUUUGCUCUGUCAUUUACAUUCACUAUCUCAGUUUCCUGGCAUGCAACUGCCAGAGUGGUAGGAUUUGAAUAUGCUCACUCUGAUGCUCAGACUAUUGUUUUGUUAGCAGAGAUGCGAUAAAAACUUUGUAGAAAUAGCUAAAUGAAUGCCGAUAUAUCUGCAGUAAAGGUAUCUAAAUAUUAA